AUGGCCUCCUUAGCCCGUUUUCGCGCGUCUCGUCGACUGCCCCAACUAGUUCGCGCCAUCCAGACGUCAGCGGAUACGACCCAGCUGCAAGAAAAGCCAGCGGACCUGUCCCAGCCGCUCACCCUGCGGCUCAGCGAGGACUCGUUCCACACCUUCAACUGCGACAUGCCAGAGCUCGACGUUCAGGUCACCAAAAACCAACUGCUCGACAUGUACAAGAAAAUGACGACAAUGCGGCGCAUGGAGAUGGCCGCCGACGCGCUCUACAAGGCCAAACUCAUCCGUGGGUUCUGUCAUCUGGCCAUUGGGCAGGAAGCCGUGUCUGUUGGGCUCGAAGAGGGUAUCACCUCUGAAGACCGUGUCAUCACUUCCUACCGAUGCCAUCCUCUAGCCGUUCUGCGUGGUGGAACGAUAAAGGGUGUCAUUGCUGAACUGCUUGGCCGUCAGGCUGGUAUGUCGCACGGAAAGGGCGGCUCCAUGCAUAUCUUCACUCCUUCCUUCUUCGGCGGUAACGGUAUCGUCGGCGCGCAAGUGCCUCUUGGUGCUGGUAUUGCUUUCACGCAAAAGUACCUUGGCAGCGACAGCGCCACAUUUGCCCUAUAUGGUGAUGGCGCAAGCAACCAGGGUCAGGUCUUUGAAGCCUUCAAUAUGGCCAAGCUGUGGGACCUCCCAUGCGUGUUUGUAUGUGAAAACAACAAAUAUGGAAUGGGCACGUCUGCCGAGCGUUCCUCAUCCAACACCGCCUAUUACACUCGUGGCGACAAAAUUCCCGGCUUGCAAGUCAACGGAAUGGACAUCGUCGCCACCCUCCAAGCUGUCCGUUACGCUCGUGACUGGACCGUGAAGGAGAAGAAGGGCCCGCUGCUGCUCGAGUUCGUCACCUACCGCUAUGGUGGUCACUCCAUGUCUGACCCCGGCACCACCUACCGCACCCGCGAGGAAGUCCAGCGCAUGCGUAGCACCCAGGACCCCAUCCGCGGCCUGCAACGCUACAUUGAGGAGUGGGGCCUGGCCACCGAGCAGGAGCUCAAGCAAUUGGACAAGGAGGCCAAGGCCGCUGUCGACGAGGCUGUUGAGGAGGCGAAGAAAUCGCCUGAGCCUCUCGUCGAAGAUCUCUGGACGGACAUUUACUACAAGGGCACUGAGCCGCCGUUCAUGCGUGGAAGGGAGCGUGAGGAGGUUCACCACUAUUAA
Mycena indigotica is the source of this 1194-nucleotide messenger RNA. RefSeq names its product Pyruvate dehydrogenase E1 component subunit alpha. The coding region runs from base 1 to 1194 and encodes 397 amino acids. Gene Ontology annotation, biological process: pyruvate decarboxylation to acetyl-CoA. Gene Ontology annotation, cellular component: intracellular membrane-bounded organelle. Lineage: Eukaryota; Fungi; Basidiomycota; Agaricomycetes; Agaricales; Mycenaceae. The transcript has 5 exons. The record is from RefSeq and is a predicted model, not a curated record. Gene Ontology annotation, molecular function: pyruvate dehydrogenase (acetyl-transferring) activity.